Molecule: messenger RNA, 351 nt
Organism: Lactuca virosa
Lineage: Eukaryota; Viridiplantae; Streptophyta; Magnoliopsida; Asterales; Asteraceae
Source: the annotation of a GenBank genome assembly
AUGAAGACUCAGUUGGAGUCAUGUUCCUUUUUCUUUGUGUUUCACUUCUGUGAAAAACCACCACCGAGGGGUGGUGGUGUUGCUGCUGUUGUCCAUCGAACACCACCAAGAACCACUUUUUCAUCACCAUUCUUACCGAUCAGCAACAACUCAAACCACCUGCCAUCUACAGCAAUCGCCACCACUCCCUUUUUACUGUUAUUGGCGAUUCUGGAGAGACCUCGAGGCAGCAGUCGCCUGCAUCGAUUACAUCAAUCCUUGCCCGCCAAUUGUUCGCUAAAAUGGCUGAAAGAAAUUCUUUGUCCAUUUCCAUUUACUCUUCAUCACUCUUUUACUUUAAUUCAAUUUUAG